Molecule: messenger RNA, 1896 nt
Organism: Mustela lutreola (European mink)
Lineage: Eukaryota; Metazoa; Chordata; Mammalia; Carnivora; Mustelidae
Gene: PMP22
Product: peripheral myelin protein 22
Exons: 5
Coding region: 222-704 (160 amino acids)
Cellular component (GO): plasma membrane
Source: RefSeq, a predicted model, not a curated record
CUGGUCUGGCUUCAGUUACAAGGAGCACCACCAGGAAACAUCUCGGGGAUCCUGGUUGCAAGCAGUGGGGCUUAGAGUCUGCCUGCCCGUCUCUCCGUCGCCCUGUGGGGAGGGCCUUGCCUUGGCGUCCCUUGUGUUUGACUGCAAAGAAAUCCGCGUGGAGGAAGGGGUUACACCGUUUGGCCUGGCAGGAACUCCGCUGAGCCCAACUUGCCGCCACAAUGCUCCUCCUGUUGCUGGGUAUCAUCGUCCUCCACGUCGCGGUGCUGGUGCUGCUGUUCGUCUCCACCAUUGUCAGCCAAUGGGUCGUGGGCAAUGGACACGCAACCGACCUGUGGCAGAACUGUAGCACCUCUUCCUCGGGCAACGUCCUCCACUGCUACUCAUCAUCCGCGAACGAAUGGCUGCAGUCUGUCCAGGCCACCAUGAUCCUGUCCAUCAUCUUCAGUGUCCUGUCCCUGUUCCUGUUCUUCUGCCAGCUCUUCACCCUCACCAAAGGGGGCCGGUUUUACAUCACUGGAGUCUUCCAGAUCCUUGCUGGUCUGUGCGUAAUGAGCGCGGCCUCCAUCUACACGGUGAGGCACCCGGAAUGGCAUUUCAACUCGGAGUACUCCUAUGGCUUUGCCUACAUCCUGGCCUGGGUGGCCUUCCCCCUGGCCCUUCUCAGCGGCGUCAUAUACGUGAUCUUGCGGAAACGCGAAUGAGGCGCCCAGACAGCUGGUCUGAGGCACUGAGCAUACCUAGGGGAGGGGAGGAAGGAAACCAGAAACCAGAAAAAAAAAAAAAAAAAAAAAAAAAAAAGAGCUAGCCCAAAAACCCAAACUCAAACCAAACCAAACAGAAAGCAGUUGAAAGGGGGGGGUUAGUGUUGACUGAAGAUGUAUAUAAUAUCUAUGGUUUAUAAAACCUAUUUAUAACACUUUUUACAUAUAUGUACAUAGUAUUGUUUGCUUUUUAUGUUGACCAUCAGCCUUGUGUUGAAUCUUAAAGAAGUAGCUAAGGAACUUGACAUCCUAACCGUGUAAUCGAGCUCAGUAUUUUCCGUUCUCUGUUUUUCGUUCUUUUUGUUUUGCCCAGUCAUGAAAUAACUCCGUCUUGCCCCUUCCCUUUUAUCAGAAAGAAGAUACCUCCCUUCCGCUCCACCUCAUUGAGAAAACCAAAGUGUGGGUAGAAACCCUGAAUGGCCAAAACCCUUAAAUUGUGGGUGGCCCCGUGCUUCUCCCACAGAGACGGGCGCUGCGCACAACCCCGUGCGAAGCCUCACGCUCACGUGCGGGAAACCCCCAAACUGGAGCCCUUGGCAAAAACACAGCUUGUGGCCUCGGAAUGCUUGCCCUUGACGGUGGGUGUCUCGGUCACAUAUCGAGAUGAGAAAUCGGUGACAAGAAACCCAUGAAAUGGUGCUAUAUAUCUACCAUUCCUUAGUAUCACUAAUCAUCUAAACCACUCACUGGAAAUUCAAUUAACGGUUUUACAACAUAAAGUAGAAUGGAGACCUGAAUAAAUAAUUCUCUGUAAUAUAAAUGGUUUAUAACUGCUUUUGUACCUAGCUAGGCUGCAGUUAUUCCAAUAAUAGAUAAAUAAUAAACACAGCCUUUAUCGCUCCCACAUUCUUCUUACGGUCGGAGCAUCGGGACAAGCUCUAGACCCUCCUCCACCCCCACCCCGCCCGGGACUGUGCGUUUCCAGGGCUCAGCUGGGUCUAGACUGUUCUCUGCCUCCAAGGACUGUCUGGCAAUGACUUGUACUGGCCACCAACUGUAGAUGUAAAUAUGGUGCCCUUCUGAUGCUAAGACUCCAGACCUUUUUUUUUUUUUUUUUUGCCUGUGCUUUUUUUCUGAUUUUAUACCAACUGUGUGGACUAAGAUGCAUUAAAAUAAACAUCAGAGUAACUCA